Colletotrichum spaethianum is the source of this 627-nucleotide messenger RNA. Its product is annotated as AP-1-like transcription factor napA. Gene Ontology annotation, molecular function: DNA-binding transcription activator activity, RNA polymerase II-specific; transcription cis-regulatory region binding. NCBI's taxonomy places the organism in Eukaryota, Fungi, Ascomycota, Sordariomycetes, Glomerellales, Glomerellaceae. The coding region runs from base 1 to 627 and encodes 208 amino acids. Gene Ontology annotation, cellular component: RNA polymerase II transcription regulator complex. The record is from RefSeq and is a predicted model, not a curated record. The transcript is spliced from 3 exons.
AUGUACGACGACGUGGAUACCUUCUUGGAUAUGGACGCUCCUUACAUCUACGACGAACCUGAACAAUAUCUGGAUACCGCCAGCUCAUCCGAGUCGACAAGUCCCGUCAUGUCAAGUUUUGACAUGACCCUCGUGAACGACUUCAAUGGCAUGGAUCAAGGCAUCUAUCCCAGUCCCAUGAGCUCGUCUCGCGACACAGCGUCACCGCAACCCACUCUAGACGAUAAGGCAGCCCCGGCCAAAGCCCCGGCCAAGAGGAAGCGCGAGAACCGUUACAAGAAUGCGCCGCCGUCGGUCCUUUCGCGUCGCCGGGCACAGAACAGGGCCUCACAACGGGCUUAUCGCGAGCGUAAGGACCAGCGCAUAAAGGACCUCGAGGUCAUGCUCUCCGAGCAGAAACAGAAAAACGAUUCCCUCAGCCAGGCCUACUCGUCCCUUCACGCCGAGUACCUCAAGCUUCGGGGCGAGCAGGCGAGGUCGCAACAGCUUCCGCGACAACACACCGCGCCGCCAAUGACUUACGACGCAUCCACCGCUGCCCACAUGGGGAUGCCCACGCACGCGGGAACGAUGAAUUUUGCCGACAACAUGUUCAUGUUUCAGGAUAUGCAGAAUUACACACUCUGA